CAGUAACCCAAGAAUUAAGGGACUGUUUACAUAAUUUACCCGACUUUUAACUCGUCCCGAAAUAUCUUUACCCAAAUAAAAUCAUUUUUUUAUCGUAUCCGGCACGAAGACCUAGUGCACGCUGAAAAUUCAAAGCCCGGGCCCAACCGUCGUAGUCGCCGAUGAAUACGACAACGUAAUAAAGUCCCUUCUCACACACUCUAUCCACUGAGCUCCACUUACGUGUACGUACUUUCCUUCUUUUCCUCCCAGGGGGUUUGCAGUAAUUUCACCCAACACCCAAUCCCACUUGCAGAAAUAUCAGGCAACACGUGUCGCCUCGAGACUCGCCGAUGCCAAACCAACCACCGUCCGUCGCUGAAUUCUCUGAACAACAAACUCUACAAAUACCUUCCGUCCAUCUUUCCUCCUCUCACUGGCUCACACUCCACACAUUUCUGAUUUCCUCACUCUCUCUCCCGGCAACCAUGGAUAAACUCUCUCUCCUCGCCAUCACCACCGUCCUCCUCAUCUCCGCCGCCGCAGCCGCCGUGGAGGAUCCGAUCAUCCGGCAGGUCGUGUCCGGGAUCGAGGACCAGCUCUUGAACGCCGACCACCACUUCGCCAGCUUCAAGUCCAAGUUCGGCAAGUCGUACGCGACUCAGGAGGAGCAUGACUACCGAUUCACCGUCUUCAAGGCCAACCUCCGCCGCGCCAAGCGCCACCAGGCCAUGGAUCCCGACGCCGUCCACGGCGUCACCAAGUUCAUGGACCUCACCCCCAAGGAGUUCCGCCGACAGUACCUCGGCAUGAGGAAGUCGAAGAACAACAUGCUCCGCCUCCCGGCCGACGCCAACAAGGCUCCCAUCCUCCCUACCAGCGAUCUCCCCGACGACUUCGACUGGCGCGACCACGGCGCCGUUGGCAAGGUCAAGGACCAGGUAGGCGGUUGUGGAUCUUGCUGGGCGUUCAGCACCGCAGGAGCUCUUGAAGGAGCUCAUUUCCUCGCCACCGGAGAGCUUGUGAGCCUCAGCGAACAACAGCUCGUGGAUUGCGAUCACGAGUGCGAUCCGUCUGAGUACGGAGCUUGCGACGCCGGCUGCAAUGGCGGACUGAUGACCUCAGCCUACGAGUACACCCUCAAGGCCGGCGGGCUGGAGCGUGAGGAGGCCUAUCCCUACACCGGAACCGACGGAACCUGCAAAUUCGACAAGAGCAAGGUCGUGGCGUCGGUGUCGAACUUCAGCGUGAUAACCAGCGACGAGGAUCAGAUCGCUGCCAAUUUGGUCAAGCACGGCCCUCUCUCAAUCGGGAUCAACGCCAUCUUCAUGCAGACAUACGUUGGUGGAGUAUCCUGCCCUUACCUCUGCCCGAAGAGCCAGGACCACGGCGUGCUGCUGGUGGGAUACGGGGCAGCCGGAUUUGCGCCGAUCCGUCUGAAGAACAAGCCGUACUGGAUCAUCAAGAACUCAUGGGGGGAGAGCUGGGGAGAGGAAGGGUACUAUAAGAUCUGCAGGGGAACUGGGAAGAACCUCUGCGGGAUGGAUACCAUGGUCUCUUCUGUUGCUGCCAUUAGCGUAAUUCCUCAGUAGUUUUAUUAUGAAUGAAUCUGCUGAAGGUUGUGGACGCGGGUGUUCGAACUCGCUUCCUGCAUAAUUUAUGUAAGGCAAAAUGGAGCCCUGUGUGUAUAUAAGAAGAAAAGCUCUGUAGGCAUAAACUGCUGUCUUUAGGUAAUGGGUUUGUAAGGCAUAACAGCUUUGAUCAUAUGGAAUUUGAAUUCAGGUAAACGAUACUAUGUUAAUGCUUAAUGUUAGUUA
This is a messenger RNA of Linum tenue, 1796 nucleotides long. The record is from the annotation of a GenBank genome assembly. NCBI's taxonomy places the organism in Eukaryota, Viridiplantae, Streptophyta, Magnoliopsida, Malpighiales, Linaceae.